Danaus chrysippus (African queen) is the source of this 825-nucleotide messenger RNA. NCBI's taxonomy places the organism in Eukaryota, Metazoa, Arthropoda, Insecta, Lepidoptera, Nymphalidae. The record is from the annotation of a GenBank genome assembly.
AUGGCUGCACAACUUUUCAAUCGCAUCGGCCAAUUGGGCUUAGGAGUUGCACUUGUAGGAGGAGUUGUGAACUCUGCUCUUUAUAACGUUGAUGGUGGUCAUCGCGCAGUUAUAUUCGAUAGGUUUGCUGGAGUCAAAAACCUAGUUGUUGGGGAAGGGACCCAUUUCUUUAUUCCAUGGGUACAAAAACCUAUUAUAUUUGAUAUCAGAUCCAGACCCAGAAAUGUUCCUACUGUCACUGGAAGUAAAGAUCUUCAAAAUGUAAACAUAACACUUCGUAUUCUGUUCCGUCCGGUACCCGAUCAACUUCCCAGAAUCUACACCAUCCUUGGUGUGGACUACGAUGAAAGGGUAUUGCCGUCAAUCACAUCAGAAGUACUUAAAGCAGUCGUAGCACAGUUUGAUGCCGGAGAAUUGAUCACACAGAGAGAGAUUGUCUCCCAAAAGGUGAAUGAAAGCCUAACUGAGAGAGCUGGACAGUUUGGUUUAAUCUUAGAUGACAUUUCAAUCACACAUCUGACCUUUGGCAAGGAGUUUACACAGGCUGUUGAAUUAAAACAAGUUGCGCAACAAGAGGCGGAAAAAGCCAGAUUUGUUGUAGAAAAGGCUGAACAGCAGAAGAAAGCAGCCAUCAUUUCCGCUGAGGGAGAUGCUCAAGCAGCAGUUCUUUUAGCAAAAUCCUUUGGAAAUGCUGGAGAGGGUCUGGUGGAACUCCGACGUAUUGAAGCCGCUGAAGACAUAGCCUACCAACUAUCCAAAUCACGAAAUGUGACCUAUCUUCCUCAAGGCCAAAAUGUAUUGUUAAACCUGCCCACACAAAACUAA